Molecule: messenger RNA, 819 nt
Organism: Ostrea edulis (European flat oyster)
Lineage: Eukaryota; Metazoa; Mollusca; Bivalvia; Ostreida; Ostreidae
Exons: 1
Coding region: 1-819 (272 amino acids)
Source: RefSeq, a predicted model, not a curated record
AUGACAGCUCUUCCGUUCGAUCAGCCUAGAUUCGACUGGCAAGCCGGAGACUUGUACCAGGAAUUUUGCCGGUUCAGGCAACACGUGGGCUUCAUCUUUAAAGGGCCACUCGCUAAAUCCGAUGCCAAGCAUAAGGCAGGAUGGAUUGGUAUGUGGAUUGGACAAGAAGGUAGGGAAGUUUACAAAACCUUUGUGUUUGAAAAUGAUGAUGAGGACAAUCCAGAGAAAAUUCUGGAGAAAUUAGAAAGCUACGUUCGUCCCAAGAAAAACAAGCGAAUGGCAAGAUUCAGACUCCAUCAAAGAACACAAAAGGAAGCAGAAACUUUUGAUAACUUUGUCAAGGAUCUUAAGAUCUUAGCUAUGGACUGUGAUUACGCGGAUAACGAUGAUGUUUUGAUUGACUUAAUCAUUAGUGGCGUCAGACAUAAGAAAGUGCAAGAGAGGCUGUUAGAACAAGGCCAGGACAUCACACUUAAGAGAGCCAUAGAAAUUGGACAGCAGUUUGAACUGUCACAGGCACAAGUCAAAUUCAUGAGAGGAGAAGAAGUGCUAAAAAUAGACACUCGUUCACACAAGAAGCAACCUACAAAGAACAAUGUGUCGCGCAACAAAAGUGCAAAAACUGACAAACCAAAAAGCUCUAAACAAAAUGACAAUCGGAACUGUUCAAGUUGUGGUCUGGAACAUGAAUAUGGAAAGUGCCCAGCAGAAGGAACCACUUGCAGUUAUUGCAAACAACGAAAUCACUGGAAGAAAGUGUGUCGUCGGAGGUUGAAACAUGUUAAAGUCAGCACAGUACAAGGAGACCCAGAUUCCUAG